GGGCGCUGUGGCGCUCAGUGGUUGAUACUUCAGUUCUAAUUAAAACCAUAGAACCGCAUAGAAUAAGGUUAUGGAACGGAGGAGUUAGCAGGAAAAGAAAACAAAAAAUGACGCCAACCGUCAAGAAAUCCUCACAGGACACGAUUCAUGUCAGUAAUGGCUUUAAAGAAAGCGAUACCGGCUGUCCGAAUGGGUCAGAAACCGAGGACGAACCUCUGCUCCGAGAAAACCCCAGACGGUUUGUCAUCUUCCCCAUCCAGUACCAAGAUAUUUGGAAAAUGUACAAACAGGCCCAGGCUUCCUUCUGGACAGUAGAGGAGGUUGAUUUGUCCAAGGACUUGGUGCAGUGGGAUCGUUUAAAACCUGAAGAAAAGCACUUUAUCUCCCAUGUUUUAGCUUUUUUUGCUGCAAGCGAUGGUAUCGUCAACGAGAACCUGGUGCAGCGGUUUAGCCAAGAGGUUCAAGUCCCUGAAGCGCGUUCCUUCUACAGCUUCCAGAUCCUCAUAGAGACCGUUCACUCAGAGAUGUACAGUAUGCUCAUCAACACCUACAUCAGGGAUCUGAAGGAGAGGGACUAUUUGUUCAAUGCCAUUCAGACCAUGCCCUGCGUGAAAAGAAAAGCCGAGUGGGCGCUCGAGUGGAUUAACGACAACAAAUCUACGUUCGGGGAGCGACUGGUGGCUUUUGCAGCUGUGGAGGGCAUCUUCUUCUCUGGAUCGUUUGCUGCCAUCUUUUGGCUGAAGAAGAGAGGACUCAUGCCCGGUCUAACCUUCUCCAAUGAGCUGAUCAGCAGGGAUGAGGGUUUGCACUGCAACUUUGCCUGCCUGCUGUACAGCUACCUGGUGAAAAAGCCGUCGGAGGACAGGGUCAAGGACAUCAUUACCAAGGCAGUUUGCAUCGAGCAGGAGUUUCUCACUGAGGCCUUGCCGGUUGAUCUAAUUGGAAUCAACUGUUGUCUCAUGAAGCAGUACAUUGAGUUUGUGGCUGACCGGCUGCUCACUGACCUCAACCUGGACAAGGUUUACAGAGUUGAAAAUCCGUUUGACUUCAUGGAGUCAAUUUCGCUUGAAGGGAAGACCAACUUCUUUGAGAAAAGAGUCGCAGAGUAUCAGAGAUUUGGGGUGAUGCCGAGCAUGAUGGACGGGGAAUUCACUCUGGAUGCAGACUUUUGAAACUCGCAUGAUGCCGAAAUCUCUAUUUAUUGCCUUUUAAAUUUGAUGAUUUUUCUCCUUUUUGGCAAAGCGAAUGUGAACAAAUCUCAACUUAUCCAACUGCAGAAGUCAGUGUUUUUGUUUGUUUUUUUGCAGUGACAAGAUACAGUUACUUAAAGUUUUCUGGUAGUUACUGAGUCUUUUUUCCUGUGGUUUUGGCUGGGUAUUAUGGCAAAGCUUUGCAACCUUUUUCUAAAGCUGUUACCCCCUGGCAAAAGAUUUAUUACCCCAAACCUACAGAGGAUGCAAAAUUGAAGAUUUAAGAUAAAUCAACAAGAUGACAUGUACAAAUUUUUUUGUCCCGAAAAACAUGUAUCCAGGUGUAAAUAAAUACAUUUAUAAAUAUA
This is a messenger RNA of Oryzias melastigma (Indian medaka), 1558 nucleotides long. It is a transcript of the gene rrm2b, whose product is annotated as ribonucleotide reductase M2 b. The coding region runs from base 108 to 1172 and encodes 354 amino acids. The transcript is spliced from 9 exons. Gene Ontology annotation, molecular function: ribonucleoside-diphosphate reductase activity, thioredoxin disulfide as acceptor. NCBI's taxonomy places the organism in Eukaryota, Metazoa, Chordata, Actinopteri, Beloniformes, Adrianichthyidae. Gene Ontology annotation, cellular component: cytosol. Gene Ontology annotation, biological process: deoxyribonucleotide biosynthetic process. The record is from RefSeq and is a predicted model, not a curated record.